AUGACUUUAAUUACCAUUUCUCAAUCUUUGGACGAAGCUUACACCAAGCACAAAGUUAUCCCUGAAGUUGUUGAUCAAUUUGAUACUCAAGGUUUGUUAUCAAUUGAAUACGGCCCAACUGAAUUGGUCACUUUGGGUAACACUCUUUCGGUUGAAGGUACACAAGACGUUCCAAAAAUUCAAUUGACUCUUAACUCACCAACUCAAGAUGGUAAGAUUGAAUCAAUUAGUGAAAAUGACAAGUUUAUCCUUGUUAUGACUGACCCAGAUGCUCCUUCAAACAGUGAUCAUAAAUGGUCAGAAUACUUGCACUGGUUAGUAACAGAUUUGAAAUUGCCACACACCAAGAAUGAAGAUGGCGAACCCGAGAUCAGUCAUUUUAUUGACGUCAAAGAAGGAAGAGAAUUGGUUCCAUAUAUGGGUCCAGGCCCACCACCAAAGACUGGAAAACAUCGUUACGUAUUCUUAUUGUAUAAACAAGAUCCAAAUGUUGGUGAAUUGACUGCUCCAAAAGAUAGACCAAACUGGGGUACUGGUGUACCAAGCAGUGGUGUCAAAGAUUGGAUUGAAAAGAAUGCACCAAAUUCAAAAUUAUUAAGUGUCAACUUCUUCUUUGCUCAAAAUGAAGACAAUUAA
Molecule: messenger RNA, 636 nt
Organism: Candida dubliniensis CD36
Lineage: Eukaryota; Fungi; Ascomycota; Pichiomycetes; Serinales; Debaryomycetaceae
Gene: TFS1
Product: Tfs1p
Exons: 1
Coding region: 1-636 (211 amino acids)
Biological process (GO): regulation of proteolysis; regulation of Ras protein signal transduction
Molecular function (GO): peptidase inhibitor activity; phospholipid binding
Source: RefSeq, a predicted model, not a curated record